ACCCUGAUGAUAGAACCUCUAAUUUGUUAUGUUUGGUAUAAAAUGCGACUGUAAUGUUUUGUUAUCGAGUUCUUACUUUGAAUGUCAGACAAAAUGUACCGUUUUGCCGUUUUCUUGGUUGCCGUGUUAGUAUGGGUCGAAGCAGAAGUUGAUGUACGAGUUUGCGUUGAAACAGCUGCGUACAAUGGAGCCUGUUGUCGGUUCAACAUGACGGGAGAGAAGAUUGCAAUGUUAAGGGAAUGCACUGGCAAUUCAAAAAGUGACCCCAGUGAUCCUAAGAAUUGCGAUUUUGAAACUUGCUACGGGCUCAAAGCCGGUUUCCUGUUCUCCAAUGGAACAAUUGACAAAACCUCGUUUGAAGCAAUGAUAGAGGAAGACUUUCAAAACAACUCUGACGUUAAGGAGUUACUUAAAGAAAAAUGUUUAGUGGAUGACCUGAGCUUCUACGCUCUACCGGAUAUUAAUAUGUGUGAAGCUAAAAAAAUUGGAAAUUGUUUACGUGUUUAUACUUUAUUGAACUGUCCUCAAUGGCAAGAUUCGGAACACUGCAACAAAGUAAAGGACACAAUCAAAGAAUGCGAAAGUGUAUAUCCAUGAAUAAGCGUAUUUUUAGCAGAAAGCAGGACCAUUUUUAUCUUAAUAAUAUUAUUUUUAUAGAAGCAUAAUGUAACAAGACGAUUAUUCGUAAUAAUUAGUAAUAAUUAAGGAAUGAUGAACCUACUUGUAUAGGCAUAAUAAAUUAAAAGCUAGUGUUGUUUGGUUAUCUUGAAA
This is a messenger RNA of Maniola jurtina (meadow brown), 771 nucleotides long. RefSeq lists its product as uncharacterized. The transcript is spliced from 5 exons. The coding region runs from base 82 to 597 and encodes 171 amino acids. The record is from RefSeq and is a predicted model, not a curated record. Lineage: Eukaryota; Metazoa; Arthropoda; Insecta; Lepidoptera; Nymphalidae.